Drosophila miranda is the source of this 867-nucleotide messenger RNA. Its product is annotated as ribonuclease 3-like. NCBI's taxonomy places the organism in Eukaryota, Metazoa, Arthropoda, Insecta, Diptera, Drosophilidae. Bases 58 to 852 code for a protein of 264 amino acids. The record is from RefSeq and is a predicted model, not a curated record. The transcript has 2 exons.
UGCAGCAUAAGCAGCGUGUUCAUGCCGAUCUCUGGCACAACGAUGCGGGCGAGAUGAAUGACGGUCCCCUAUGUCGCUGCUCUGCCAAGUCGCGCCGCAGCGGCAUCCGGCAUGGCAUCUAUCCCGGAGAGACCGGCUACAAGCUGUGCGACAAGGCCACAAACAACGCCGCCCACCAACUUUCUGACCAAGACGCCAACUAUUAUCAAACACGAUGAGCACGAGUUUCUCUUCGAGGGAUUCUCGCUGCUGUCACACGUGCGCCUCACCGAUCUGCCGGUCUGCAAGGUGAUUCGCUUCAAUAUAGAGUACACAAUUGAAUACGACGAGGAGAAGAUGCCCGACAACUUCACCAUUCACGAGCUGGACCUUUUUUUCAAAUACCUGUUUCACGAGCUGCUGGAGCUGGUUGACUUUAACCUGGAGCCCAAUACUGGAGCUGAUGGUGUUGAAUCCUGCCCAGCGUUUCAUUUCCUCCCCCGGUUCGUGCGUGACCUGCCCGACAAUGGCAAAGAGGUGUUGGCGAUCUGUGAGGUACUCAAGAAUCUGCUGGACAACUCGGCCGAACUGGUGGAGCGGCAGCAGUUGCUUCACCUGAACCAGAUCAGUCAGAGCGAAUGGCAGACCUAUGUGGACUUUAUAAAGGGCAUGCUGGUGACCAAGCCGGGCCACAAGCCAUGCUCGUUGCGUGUGGACCAGUUGGACAGGAACAACUCGGACUUGCCCGAGUGCGUGCACCACGAGUCGGGUAUCUCGCAUCCGGCCAUUGUGCACUUUGGCAUACGUCCUCCCCAGUUGAGCUAUGCGGGCAAUCCGGAGUACCAGAAGGCCUGGCGUGAUUCCGGCAUUUAAUGGCAAACAUGUCGA